Jaminaea rosea is the source of this 912-nucleotide messenger RNA. RefSeq lists its product as hypothetical. The transcript has 2 exons. The record is from RefSeq and is a predicted model, not a curated record. NCBI's taxonomy places the organism in Eukaryota, Fungi, Basidiomycota, Exobasidiomycetes, Microstromatales. The coding region runs from base 245 to 748 and encodes 167 amino acids.
GAUUCACGCGUUCUCCACGAAACGGAGCUUUCACUCCCAUCAUCCGUUCCACGACGACGGCGCAGGAGGAAUUGGUACUCUUUCACUUCUUUUCCUCCUCACAUCCUCAACCAGUCAAACAGCUCAUCCAGCCUAAAAAGCAAAGGCGCGCCAGGCAAACCUACACCUACACCUACACCUACACCUACACCUACACCUACACUCUCGCACGUCCAGCAUCCACCCCCGCCUGCGCCCGCCCAUCAUGUCCUCCGAAGAAGGCUUCCGUCUCCGCACAAAGGACGACCCCAUCGGGUCCAUCUCGAUCCCCAAGCUCAUCCGCUCUUCGGUCCGCCAUGGCGAGUUCCAAUUCAUGUUCCUCGUCCCGCACUUUGUCCUCCCCGCGUACGGCAUCUACCGCCUGGCCCACUCGCAGGGCAUCUACCCGGCGCACCUCGAGCCGCUCGCUGAGGUGGUCCUCGCGGUAGUUCAGGGCGUGGCUGUGGGUGGGUUGAUCACGUUUGGAUGGUUGAGGUUCAGCGCUGCGGGGAGGAGAUUGCAGGGGAGGAUAGAAGCAGGAGCAGCUACGCCCGGUGAGGCAAAGGCGCAGAAGAAGAUGCAAUUGGGGUUCGCCUUGUGCGCGUACGUGCUGUUUGCUACCACCCUCUGGCUGGUACUCCCGCCGGCAGAUGGUCCAAAGACGGCAGCGAUGAAGAAGACGGCGAGGCGGUACGGGCUCAAGGCGGAGAAUAUCCCGAGCUUCUCAUAGGGCUGCCGUCGGCGAGCAGGAACCGAAUGCCUCGCUCCAUCUCGCCUUCAUCGACAUACCAUCCUCCCCUCGCCCCCUCCACGCCCGCUAAUCCCUUUGACUCGCCACGUCUUUCGCGCUCCUCUACACGUUUCGAUGCAAUGCUAUUCAAGCGUCAUGAUAUC